This is a messenger RNA of Ilex paraguariensis (yerba mate), 3236 nucleotides long. Lineage: Eukaryota; Viridiplantae; Streptophyta; Magnoliopsida; Aquifoliales; Aquifoliaceae. The record is from the annotation of a GenBank genome assembly.
CAAAAUAUGGCAGAUUCUACUGUUUUCACCGGACAAUCUGGUGGAUACUAUCGUCCCCAAGCUGGUAUUGUGUCCAAAAUCCGGUUAGAGAACUUCAUGUGCCACAGCAAUCUCGAAAUCGAGCUCGGCGAUCGUGUCAAUUUCAUCACAGGCCAGAAUGGAAGUGGGAAGAGUGCGAUACUGACGGCGUUGUGUGUGGCAUUCGGAUGCCGAGCUAAAGGCACGCAAAGGGCGGCAACGAUGCAAGACUUUAUAAAGACUGGUUGCAGUUAUGCUCUCGUUCACGUCGAAAUGAAAAAUCAUGGGGAUGAUGCUUUCAAGCCAGAAACAUAUGGUGACACCAUAGUUAUAGAGCGUAGGAUUACUUCAUCCACUAGUUCCACCAUUUUAAAAAAUCACCAAGGAAAAAAGAUAGCUCAUCGAAGAGAUGACCUUAUUGAGCUUGUAGAACAUUUCAAUAUUGAUGUUGAGAAUCCUUGUGUGAUAAUGAGUCAGGACAAAAGCAGAGAAUUCUUGCAUUCAGGAAAUGACAAAGAUAAAUUCAAGUUUUUCUUCAGGGCAACACUUCUGUAUCAAGUUAGUGAUCUUUUAGGAAGUAUUGAGAAAGAAUUGAGUGGUGCCAAUGAAUUGGUUGAUAAACUGGAGAAAUCAAUAAGUCCCAUACUAAAGGAACUUAAUGAGUUGCAAGGGAAGAUCAAAAGCAUGGAGCGUGUAGAAGAAAUAUCUCAGCAAGUGCAGUUGCUAAAGAAGAAACUUGCAUGGUCAUGGGUAUAUGAUGUAGAUAAGCAACUCCAGGAGCAAAAUGCAAGGAUUGAAAAGUUAAAGGAGCGGAUACCGGCUUGUCAAGCCAGAAUUGAUCGGCAGCUUAGUAGUAUGCCAUUGUUAGAAGAGUCGGCUGAAGAAUCUGAGAUGGAGCAAAAGCUGAAGGAGCUUCAAGAUGAGGUUGACAAAGCUAGUCUUACAAUUCAAAGGUUGAAGGAGGAAGAGGAUGCCUUAUCAGAAAGCCUAACCAUUGCAAAGGAUGAGAUCAAAAAAAUUGCUUGCGAGAUUGACGAUAAUGAAAAGAAGGAUCGUGAGCUUCGUUCGUACAUCCGUGACCUUCAAUUGCAUCAAAGCAACAAGGUUACAGCUUUUGGGGGAGUUAGAGUGACCAAUCUCUUACAAGUUAUUGAGAGGCAUCACCAUAGAUUCAGGAGGCCACCCAUUGGUCCCAUCGGUGCCCAUGUGAAUUUGAUUCAUGAUGAUAAGUGGGCUCUUGCUAUUGAAAAUGCCAUUGGCAAGUUGCUGAACGCUUUUAUUGUGACAGAUCAUAAAGAUUCUCUUCUUUUGAGGUCAUGUGCAAGAGAGGCAAACUACAAUUACCUUCAGAUUAUCAUAUAUGAUUUUGCCAGACCAAGGUUGAAUAUUCCAAAUCACAUGCUUCCUCAGACUAACCACCCAACUACAAUUUCUGUUAUACAUUCAGACAAUCCUACUGUGGUUAAUGUCUUGAUCGACGUGGGUAGUGCUGAGAGACAAGUUCUUGUUAGAGAUUAUGACGUGGGAAAAACUGUUGCUUUUGACCAAAGGGUUUCAAAUUUGAAGGAAGUUUACACUUUAGAGGGGUACAAAAUGUUUUCCCGUGGUUCAGCCCAGACCAUUCUUCCACCAAAUAAGAAUGUGAGGACUGGUCGUCUCUGUAGUUCAUAUGAUGAUCAAAUUAAGAAUUUUGAAAGAGAGGCAUUAAACACACAUGAACAAUGUCAACGGAAUCGGGGAAAGAAAAGGAUUGUGGAGGAAGAAUUUCGGGAUCUUGACGAGAAACUAAAAAGUGUGAAGAGAAGGCGUUUCCAGGUAGAGCGGAAUUUGAGGUCUAGGGAAUUCGCACUGCAAGAUGUGAAGAAGUCGUAUGUCGCAGAAGCUAGUCCUGCACCUGCAUCUACGGUGGACGAACUUCAACAAGAAAUUUCUAAAGCUCAAGAUGAGAUUAAGGAAAAGGAUAUUUUGUUAGAAAAGUUCAGAGUCAGAUUAAAUGAAGCAGAAACCAAGGCCAAUGAUCUUAAACUUUCGUUCGAAAAUCUAUGUGAGUCAGCGAAAGCAGAGAUUGAUGCCUUUGAGAAAGCAGAGCGUGAGCUGAUGCUGAUAGAAGAAGAUCUACAUUCUGCAGAAGCGGAGAAGAAUCAUUAUGAGGGUGUUAUGAAUACAAAAGUCAUUGCUGAUAUCAAAGGUGCUGAGUCACAAUAUCAGGAGCUUGAACACAGUCGUAAGGAGAGUUACAAGAAGGCUUCUAUUAUAUGUCCUGAGAGUGAGAUUGACGCUUUGGGCGGCUGUGCUGGGAGCACCCCAGAACAACUCAGUGCUCAAUUAAGUAGGCUAAAUCAAAGACUUCAGCAUGAGAGCCAGAGAUAUCCAGAACCUAUUGAUGAUCUCAGAAUGUUGUACGAGAAGAAAGAGCGUAAAAUUUUAAGAAAACAGCAAACUUACAAAGCAUUUAGAGAGAAAUUGAGUGCAUGCCAAAAAGCCCUAGAAUUGCGCCGGAGCAAGUUUCAAAGGAAUGCAACUCUUUUGAAGCGCCAGUUAACUUGGCAAUUUAAUGGCCAUUUGAGAAAGAAAGGGAUCAGUGGGCACAUUAAAGUUUGUUACGAAGCCGAAACCCUCUCAGUAGAGGUAAAGAUGCCUCAAGAUUCAUCGAGCAGCACUGUUCGGGACACCAGGGGGCUUUCAGGUGGAGAACGUUCUUUUUCAACAUUAUGCUUUGCACUAGCUCUUCAUGAGAUGACAGAGGCUCCAUUUCGUGCAAUGGACGAGUUUGAUGUAUUUAUGGAUGCUGUCAGCAGAAAAAUCAGCCUCGACACUAUUGUGGAUUUUGCACUGGCACAAGGAUCCCAAUGGAUUUUUAUCACCCCUCAUGAUAUCAGCAUGGUAAAACAGGAUGAGAGGAUAAAGAAGCAGCAGAUGGCUGCGCCUCGUUCAUGAUAAUGAACCUUGUUUGCAAGAGUUGGGUCUUUUUCUCAUCAGAAGUGUAUCCUCCUAUGUUUAAUUUGUCUUUGUAUCAUAUGACUGCUAUCAAAUAUUUACCUGCUAUGUUAUAUUUACUUAUGUUAUAUUUACAUUAUUAUCUAUCUUGUCAUUCCAAAGCAUUUGUGGCCGGGUUACAAUGUGCUUCUACUUUGUAUUUCCUUUAUAUGUGGUGGGCACUGGCAUAAUUUUACUCGGGUCCUGUGUAUAAAAUUCUGUAGGGUAUUUAUUACUUGUGA